This is a messenger RNA of Gilbertella persicaria, 1701 nucleotides long. Its product is annotated as dynein light intermediate chain-domain-containing protein. Gene Ontology annotation, biological process: microtubule cytoskeleton organization; microtubule-based movement. Gene Ontology annotation, molecular function: dynein heavy chain binding. Gene Ontology annotation, cellular component: cytoplasmic dynein complex; centrosome. NCBI's taxonomy places the organism in Eukaryota, Fungi, Mucoromycota, Mucoromycetes, Mucorales, Choanephoraceae. The transcript is spliced from 8 exons. The record is from RefSeq and is a predicted model, not a curated record. Bases 1 to 1701 code for a protein of 566 amino acids.
AUGUCAGAUUUCUUAUCCUCAGUGACACCUUCACAAAGUGUCUCCACGAACUCCAUCUUGACACAACAGCAACAAAGUUUUAUACCCGAGAAAGAUGAGAUCUGGUCAAGUAUUUUAAAAAGCGUUGCUUCUACAAAAAUGGUACCUACCAAGAACGUCUUAAUAUUAGGUGAGCCAGGUGUAGGUAAAUCAACACUUGUCCAAUAUCUAAAGAACGACCCAGGCCCACAACAGCCUUUUGAAAAAGAAGAUCAUACCCCGUUUAGCAGUGCUCCCAGCCAUCUUUAUACCCCAUUCACUGAAGAAGAGGAUAAAAAUGAUUUAGCCUUAGGCUACACAUACGUAGACGUCAAAGAUGAAGAAAAUGAAGCUAUGGCCAGAUUGGGACUAUAUCAACUCGGUCUAUCUUCAUCUGAAUUCUUUCCUCUUUUAAAGUUUGCUAUUCGAGCAGAAACAAUAGCUGAUGCAUGUGUUGUCAUUCUGCUAGACUGGACGCGUCCCUGGAAAUUUGUAGAGACACUGGAGCGCUGGAUCAGUAUAUUACACAGCCUGAUAGAUGAAAUCUGUAAAGAAGGCAUGACGGCUGAUUCUAACUGGAGCAAAGGAAGAGCUAUGGUGGAUGAACUUAAAGAAAAGUUGGAACAUUAUUUACAGACAUACACUGAGCCUUCUCAUAUUAACAAAGACUUGAUUGUUACUGCUUCUACUUCAACAAGCUCCAUGCCUUCUAUUGCAGCCAGUACUAGUUUUACUACCAACACAACCACGACGCCUCUGACCAGUACUCAGCCUAUUUCUUCUACUGCUAUUGACCAUGGUGUGAUGUUGCCCCUUCCUACAGGUUGUUUGACAACCAACCUUGGUAUACCUAUCACUGUUGUUUGUUGCAAAAGCGAUGCAAUAAACACAUUGGAACAGACGCAUGAUUAUACAGAUGAUCAGUUUGAUUAUAUUCAACAAACACUUCGAUGCAUUUGUAUGAAAUAUGGUGCUGCUUUAUUCUAUACUUCUACUCUAAACCCAUACACAUUUCAUAACCUUCGUGAAUACAUCCUUCAUCGUACACUCACAACAUCCUCAAAGCCUUAUCCAUUUCACCUGAAGGCUCAAGUGAUUGAACGUGAUACUGUACUUGUGCCUUCUGGUUGGGAUUCUUGGGGUAAAAUCAAAGUAUUGAGAGAAGGAUUUGAAUGUGACUUUGUAAGUGAAGGCUGGGAUGCAGAUAUGGAUGCUGUUAUGGACCGACAAAAGCCUGCCAACACAGGUGCUCGAGGUAAUUUUGAAGAAGCUAUACCAAAUGGUGAUGCAUCCGAAAUUCAGCCUCAACAUAUACCUGUCACUACCAUGUGUGAAGAUGAACAGUCGUUUUAUGAUCGUCAUUAUGAAAAACUUCAAAAGAAUUCAGACACGCAUGCAAGACAAGGCACAGGCAGCACAGAAAAACCUGGUGUUGUGGGUCCUUUGGCUGUCAAUAACAAUAGUAAUUCAGGUCAAAAUGCGCCUUCUCAUGAAGUCCUUGCCAACUUCUUUCAAUCUCUUCUCAAGACAUCAGGAGGUGCUUCAAGUGGCGGUGGAACAGGAUCACCUACUUCAGCUAGCAUAUUGAAUAGUCAACCCAAUGGCCGUACACACAAAGAUUUAGAUGUAAUGAAGCAGUAUACCGCAAGUAUCAGACUCAACUCAGACUCAGAAAAAAAUUAG